CCUCCGAAAAGAGAGCCCUCUUCCACUUUCGCCGCCCCUCCCCGCCGCCCGAAGUUGCCAGAGGACGCAAGGCGGGAGGCCAGGCCAGGCCAGGUCAACAGAGCUCUUUUCACCGCUCGGCCACGGUGGCCAAGCCAGGCGUAAUGAAAGGUAAUUGGCUAGGCUGUUAUCCAUCUGCAGCCUACAUCUUGCCUCCAAAUGCCUCUAAUUGAAUUGCUGUAAUUUUUUGCCCUUCCUAAUGCACUGCCUUGGCGAGGGGAAAUGGCCAAAGGGUGUGGGCGGCUCUCGAUUCCCCCCGGGGGAAGAGACAAGCAGCUCCUACAAGGUUGAGCCGCAGCUCAUAAAUAGCUGAGCUCAGGCAGGCUUGGGUGCCACUCAGACAGCCCCCUCCCUCCCUCUGGUGCGCGCGUUAUCCCGGCCUCCCCAAGACUUCUCCCGCAGGCACCUCCUCUCCGCCCGCGGGAUCCAGGCAGUGAGUGACCGAGGGCUCCCAGAGAUCAACCAGCCCCACAGCCGCCUGGGGACCGCUUCCCUGUCCCAUCACUAGCCAGGAGGAUCGAGCUGAAUAUCCGAGCGGGGCAUCGCUCCUCACCACAAGAUGCAGAGGUGUACUAGUCUCCUGUUCGCCUCCUUGAUCUUCGGCGCUGCGGUCUCAGAGACGUUCGGGCUGGUCUUAUCCGCUAAAGAGAAAAGGGGAUGGACUAUGAAUAGUGCUGGUUAUCUGCUUGGCCCACGUCGUAUUGAACAGCUCCUCAAGGAAAUGCCCAGUGCAAGGGGGAGAGAAGAGCCACCUGGGGAAUAUGCAAUAGAUAGAGUUUUUCAUGACAAGCAUGGUCUAGCUGGUAAACGUGACAUACAGCCUGAAGGAAAUACAAAAGCAGGUAUUUUUGGAAGACCACUGACUGAUGACAGUAUUAUGCAUACAGUAAUUGAAUUUUUGACCUACUUACAUCUCAAAGCUGGGGCUUUUGAUGACAUACCUACAACAGUUUCCUCAGAAGAAACAAAUCAGUCUUGAAAGAGAAUGUAUUCAUACUCUGUGUUAUAAAUUCCCAACAUCAAACUUUGAACAAAAUAAGACAUUUAUUGUCUGCAUUGACCUUUCACACUGUUACUCAUUGUCAACUUCUUUUUGUCUUUUCUUUCUUCAGUGAUGUCACAUUGUAAAAAAUUUCCUUGAUAAAAAUUUUACUUUAGAUAAAUGACAAAAUAAAAAAAUAGCAGCUGCAUCUUGUUUCACAUUUCCUAGAAUAUUAUGAAGCUUUUGCUAUAGUUAAGGGGGCUUCAGUCCUGCUUUCAGAUCUGUUUCUUUUCAAGGGCUGAUAGUGACAAUAGGGGAACUCAUUUGGUGUGACCCAAAAGAAAUCUCUUUUUGCUGUAAAGCAAAGAAAUGUAUGCAGUAACAACAGCAAACACAACUACCUGUUUCAAACAAUGCAGAUCCUACCCAAGACGCUCAGACAGGAACCAUUUUUGAUGAGUAGCUCGGCAAUGGAAACUCUUCCAAGCCAAAAAGCCAUCAUCCAUAGCAACAGGUAGAUCUAUGGGCUGUUCAGUCCUCUUGACUCCUUUACGUCCUUUAUGCCAGGUGACAGAAGAUGCUGCACUAAGGGUCAAACUACAUGUUAUGCUUAAUGUGUAGUGUGCGGCUACAUCUCUUGUUUUGCUGAAAUCAGUUACAGCUGUUUCCGCCGUCCUUCCUUUAGCUCUGGCAGACAAUCAGCUACAUUGCACAGUAUAACACUCUAAGAGGC
Molecule: messenger RNA, 1754 nt
Organism: Rhineura floridana
Lineage: Eukaryota; Metazoa; Chordata; Lepidosauria; Squamata; Rhineuridae
Gene: GAL
Product: galanin and GMAP prepropeptide
Exons: 7
Coding region: 599-1018 (139 amino acids)
Cellular component (GO): extracellular region
Molecular function (GO): hormone activity
Source: RefSeq, a predicted model, not a curated record